Messenger RNA from Bufo bufo (common toad), 2754 nucleotides. Its product is annotated as ankyrin repeat domain-containing protein 9-like. Gene Ontology annotation, molecular function: protein binding. The transcript has a single exon. The coding region runs from base 867 to 1709 and encodes 280 amino acids. The record is from RefSeq and is a predicted model, not a curated record. Lineage: Eukaryota; Metazoa; Chordata; Amphibia; Anura; Bufonidae.
AACGCACUUAUUGUUUGCACUGUUUCAGAAGGGAGUCUGUCAAUCUUAUGAGAAGAAUCGAUCUGCUGAAACCAUUUCAAUAUCUUCUGCAGCAAAAGGAAAUCUUGUCCUUGGGAACGGAGCCAGAAACAAAGAGGAGAACAGCCCCAUCCAUCAUCCUGGGCACAUUAUUCCCACUCCCUUUGCAGCACAACUCGAGACGUCCUUCUCCAGACACACGGCAGCGUCACUCGCACAACGCUUCCUCCAUGACGCUUCAUUAAUAUAAUCUACCGUUCUAUAAAUAUCGAUUCCCUGCCAGUGAUAAUCUCUUCUCAGAACCAACCCCCCCUUCCUUCUAGACCAUUCAACUUUCUCCAAAUUCAUUGGAUGCCAGCCUAUAUUAUACAAUGCAAAUGCAUUUUGCAAUGCAAAAUGCAAGGUAUACCCAACCCCCAUCUCGCAGACAUUGCAAGUAGAGCAGUCAAGACCAACUCCUACCACUGCAGUACGAGAGCGGGGCGGCGAGAGCAGACUGACACAAUGUGCAUGUAGCAUGCAGGGGCUGGGAGAGGAAGGAGGGGUUUCCUACUAUCAGGGGUUACAGGGGCAUUGGAUGCUGGAGCCUCCUGCUGCUGAUGAUUAAGCCCUUUCGCCUGGAACCCGUGUCAUUGCACGGCGGUUGGAAGAAAGGAACAGCAGCAAGGGUUAAAUCCACCCGAAGGCUCGUGCUACAAGAUGAACCUGCCGCAAUGGUGCCUUGAGGCUGUGCUCCUCUAUGCAAGGACUGUGUGACGGUGGUAGAUCCCCUCUUCCUUACCACCACCCUUUAAGAAAACCUCCGAAUAUUUCCAUAUAUUUUUUUUGUUCCAGCGGCAGAAGAAGACAUGUGCAGCAACCAGGUCAGCCUGCAAGACGAGCAAUGCAAAUUCUACUCCUACAUGUUCUACCAGGCUGUACGGGACCAGGAACCCGUAUGGAAACUGGAGGAGAUAAGGACUAUGGAAUAUUUUCAGUGGGAUGAAGACGCGAGCAUGAGGUGCUAUUCUCCAUCCGAUGCCCUGAUGUAUGCAGUGGUGCAUAAUCACCUGCGUUAUGCCCAAUAUUUGCUGUCUCAUUUCCCGGAGGAAGCUCUGAAGGUGCCAGGAAUCAAGUUCUGUUGUUGUCCUCCUUCCGCCCCCCACUUGGCCUUGGCCGUCACCUACGACAGACGAGACAUCUUAAUCAUGAUCAUUAAGAUGUCCCACAAGCUUCCGAGCCUAAAUUCCUACAUCAAUCGGGCCAGCUGCUUCCAUUUGUCCGAUGGCAAGACCCCUCUCCACUUGGCCUGUGAGCUCUUGAGUGCAGAAACUGUUCUCAUCCUCCUAGGCAAUGGGGCAUCCCCCAAGAUCAUGGACCGGAAGGGGGAAACCCCUUUGGAUGUCAUCUUGGAGCAGUUAUGGAGCUCCAAGGUCAACGUAGACUCCAAAAAACUCUGCUUGUACUAUCUGCUACUUUUUUCCCCCUCCUUGAACUUCAAGAUGAGGAAGAUCCUUCAAGAUAACCCGGAAUUUUGGAAUCCCUUACUAGGAGAGGACAAAUUCAAUUACUUGGUGGGCAAUACACCCGCCACCUUGUAUCUUAUAGCGAUGCAGAAAGUCUUGCAGUGUUUGCCUCCGCCACUCUUCCCCCACAGCAUCCAAGCUUUGCCCAUACCUCACGCUUUAAAGCCCUUACCGGGGUCAGGUUAAGAUGUCCGAAAACCCCCCAAGCCUUCCACCCUGUCCUUUGCUCUACAUGGCUUCUACUUCAAAUAUGAUUUUAUAAUUCGAUAUUAUAAUUAAAUUAUCCAUGUUGCCAGCUCGUUGGUCCAUGGGUCAAUGGGUGGUGGUUCCGUAAGAGGUUUAGGAGAUAUUUCAGUUGGGGGAACGUAUGGGAGCGUACAGAUAAUUGGGGCUCACGGGUGCAAUAAUAAUCAUCUAAGAUAGUAACAAAUGUAGAAAGGAGAGUUUGAUUGCAUUUUUUAAAUUGCCCCCCAUGGGGGGGGUGUAAAACAUACACAUUGUAGCCUUGUAUCCACCCCUGGUGCCCAGCAUUUGGGGCAAGUGCCCUUCCAGCCCCUCUUAAGCUAUGUCCCUAUGGCUGGUGCAUCCGAUAAAUUUUGACCCAAAUAAAAGGCAUUUCCAUUGGUUAGAAGUGAUUGAGGUGCCUGAAUGUGACUCCGCCCCUUGUGAUCACUCCGAUCGGUCAAUCCUCUACAGGUCUACAGUCAAUGUACGCACUAGUGAUGACAAAGGGAAUUUUAUUUUAUUUAUGUGUCAUGUUUAUUACUCCAUUUUUUUCAAUUUAUUUCAUUUUGGGAAAGCGGGAAUGGAUCCGAGAUGAAGGAGGAGGAUGACGCUUUCCUUAAGGAAGUCUCAUCCUGCUCCUUCUUCUGGGGAUCACAGAGGCUUUAAAGAAAUGGUGAAAAUCUCUUCUGGAAGACGACAUGCUGACCCGGCGCUAAUGGCUGACGCAUAGGACUGUCUGCCGCGCUCAGCCCCAUCCGACUGCUGGACAUAGUUAGGGGCUGGCAUUAACCCCUCUGCUCCCUGGUCCGCCUGCAUUAUGUACUGUGAUGAUGCUGGUGAUUUUAGUUGCCCAGUAAUCUGCAUAAAUGAUGCGCAUAUUGUGUCCUCACGAACGGAUCAUAUUUACUGGAGGCGCAAUCAGAAGAAAAUUGUGUUUUAUGGCUAAUGUCAGCAGCAAGGAUUUUCCUAUGUAAGCAUGUGUACCCGCCGUGUCCUCGCUGCCAGA